Molecule: messenger RNA, 391 nt
Organism: Echinops telfairi (small Madagascar hedgehog)
Lineage: Eukaryota; Metazoa; Chordata; Mammalia; Afrosoricida; Tenrecidae
Gene: ATP5MK
Product: ATP synthase membrane subunit k
Exons: 4
Coding region: 118-294 (58 amino acids)
Source: RefSeq, a predicted model, not a curated record
CGGAGCCCGGUGGAACGGUGCGCGGCCCAGGCGACUUCCUCCGGCUGAGCCGAGCGGUGGCUGCAGACGUUGAAGGACACUGCCCGUGGAGUUUGUAGCUUUGGCAAGAUCGAAAUCAUGGCAGGUCCAGAAGCCGAUUCUCAAUUCCAGUUCACUGGUAUUAAAAAAUAUUUCAACUCUUACACUCUCACAGGUAGAAUGAAUUGUGUGCUGGCCACAUAUGGGGGCAUUGCUCUGCUGGUCCUAUACUUCAAGUUAAGACCUAAAAAAACUCCAGCUGUGAAAGCAUCGUAAAUGGAUUCUCGGCUGCUAAAUUCUCAUGCCUGGAGAAGUGAAUGUCAACUCAUCAUGUGAUAACUCAGUUUGUACAAUAAAUUAUGAACCUGGAAAA